Messenger RNA from Myripristis murdjan (pinecone soldierfish), 2339 nucleotides. RefSeq names its product Fas apoptotic inhibitory molecule 2b (gene faim2b). Gene Ontology annotation, biological process: negative regulation of apoptotic signaling pathway. The record is from RefSeq and is a predicted model, not a curated record. The transcript is spliced from 12 exons. The coding region runs from base 234 to 1013 and encodes 259 amino acids. Gene Ontology annotation, cellular component: endoplasmic reticulum; membrane; Golgi apparatus. Lineage: Eukaryota; Metazoa; Chordata; Actinopteri; Holocentriformes; Holocentridae.
GGUAAUCCGCACAGUGGAGACAAAUUCAGAACAACCACUGUAAACAACACUUCACUCUGUAACUAACAGUGCUGCGGACGACACAAAACCCAUCAGAGAGGAGCCGAGAAUUUUCUAAUUUUGCAUUUAUGACAUCUACCUGACACUCAGCUAGAAAAACAUCUCACCAGUGACCUCAGAAUAAACAUAACUCAAUCAUCAGCAGCCGCACAAAGGAACACUGAGGCCCAAAAAUGGCAAAGGGAAAGGUGAACGCUUCAAGCAAGACUGACAGUGAGUGCCCACCCAGCUACCAGGAGGCAACUGCAGGCUACGAGGAGAUGCAGGCCCAGUUCUACUGGGAUGACAAGGCUGUCAGGCAGAUCUUCAUCAGGAAGGUCUAUGCCAUCCUCAUGACUCAGCUGUUCGUGACUGUGGGAAUUGUUGCUCUCUUCACGUUUUGCGCUCCUGUGAGGUUUUUCAUACAGACUCAUCCUGGCUUGUACAUGUUGUCUUAUAUGACGUUCUUUGCCACCUAUAUUGCACUGUCCUGCUGUGGAGAUCUGAGACGACAGUUUCCCUGGAACCUCAUUCUGUUAGUUCUCUUUACUUUGAGCAUGGCCUGCAUGAUGGGUUUUGUGUCAAGCUUUUACAACACCAAGUCAGUGCUGCUGUGCCUGGGAAUCACAGCUCUGGUGUGUCUGUCUGUCACCAUCUUCAGCUUCCAGACCAAGAUUGACUUCACAUCCUGUCAGGGCGUCCUGUUUGUUUUGUGUGUGGUCAUGCUCCUGUGUGCCAUCACCCUCUCCAUUGUCGUCCCCUUCGGAUAUGUUCCCUGGUUACACGCCAUCUACGCCGUGAUGGGAGCCAUCCUUUUCACUCUGUUCCUUGCAUUUGACACUCAGUUGCUGAUAGGGAACAAGCGCUACACCAUGAGUCCAGAGGAAUAUAUUUUUGCCACCCUCAACAUCUACCUGGACAUCGUCUACCUGUUCAGCUUCCUGCUACAGAUCAUGGGAGGUGGCCGCGAGUGACGUCUCUAUCAUUAACUCCUUUCAUCCAUGUCUGUCUUCCAGUUUAACUGUUUGGUAGCGUCAACUCUACAAAAUCGUCAAGGUCAAAACGUUUGGAUUCAUGACUUUCAUGAAUGAUCCUAUUGCUCCAGUUUGUAUCCCAGCACAGGUCAGGAUUCAGUAUUACACUACAGGUCUCAUUUAUGACCUUGUAACACUUCAAAGAAUACUACGAAUACGUAAAUGGCAUCUGAAAUAAAUUUGCAUCAUGGAUAUAUUGCAGCAAAGGUAGAACUAUAAAGUGCACAUUUGGUAAACACAGAUUUUGUUUAUAAAUCACAGUUUUGACUUGUUCCUUGUAGUUUGAAGUGCAAAUGUGGGCACAAGAAACCUUUUACAAAUGAGGCCUCAAGUGGUUUGGGCAUCUCUGGGCAUGUGAAGUGAAAGCAGUCUUUUUGUGCUUUGUUUCAAACUGUUUUACAGGCUAUGUCCUAAAAUAGCCUUUACCUUGCUGUUGCCUCACUCCAGUAGUAGACUGUAUUGUUCCUCCUGUUCAUCUGGUGUUGCAUUGUUGUGUGGCCCCAGCCAAUGGUAUGCAUUUAAUUAGCAAUUAGCGUCAUAGUUGGACCAAACUGAACAGCCAAAAUCUGUGUGACCCCAUCACUGUCAAUGAGAUUAUCCCAAAGUGACUCCACAGUUUCACCAAGAAAUUUUCCACGAUGUGGAUUCAGGAAAUCUGCUUUCAAGCUCAGCAGGGUUGAGUUUGUUGUAAUAGCCAACUAGCUGACAAAGCUGUUUGUUAGAUAGUGUAUAUAUUCAUAUUUUGUAUUUGUUUGUAUGCAUAUCAUUAUCACUGACAAAAAAGGUUAAAUAAUAUACCGGUUUUAAUGUUUUAUGUGUGUAGGACAUUUUCACACUGAGCAUGUGUGGAUGUUGUGUUGGAAAAUGUGCGUGUAUCUUGAAUCGGUUUGUUCCAUUUGUCUCAGAUCCUUUGAAACUUCAAGAAACACCAGCUCAUACAUCGAGGGAGGCUGUUUGCAUGGUAGCAUAUUUUUGAUUUAGAAAUCAGUUGCAAGUUCUAUUGUGACUUUAAUGUGGCCUUUGGGAUGUGACCUCAUCACGGUGUCAUAAUUACAAUGAAAUUCUAUCAUUUUGAAAUGUAGAUGUUCAGAAAAUGAGCAUUAGAAAAGGCAGACACACACACACAAACACACACACACACACACAUAUAUGUAAAAAGCUUGGAUGAAGCAUUGAAUUGAUACAAAUUGGUUUUGAAAAGACAAUGUGACAAUGUGUCAACUUGACGAUAUUAAAAUGAAAAUAAACUCGACUCAUGAAUAUUAA